This is a messenger RNA of Pseudozyma flocculosa PF-1, 1506 nucleotides long. RefSeq lists its product as uncharacterized. NCBI's taxonomy places the organism in Eukaryota, Fungi, Basidiomycota, Ustilaginomycetes, Ustilaginales, Ustilaginaceae. The record is from RefSeq and is a predicted model, not a curated record. The transcript is spliced from 4 exons. Bases 1 to 1506 code for a protein of 501 amino acids. Gene Ontology annotation, cellular component: mitochondrion. Gene Ontology annotation, molecular function: oxidoreductase activity; molybdenum ion binding.
AUGUCGGACCCAAGCCUCGACACGCAGGGCAAUCCCAAAGACUCACACUUCCACGUAUUCCAGACGCAGCCCCUAAACGCAGAGCCCGAGUCAGCCUCUCUCACCUCGCACCUCAUCACUCCCACACACCUCCUCUUUCAUCGCAACCACGACGACCUCGUCUACCCGGGCCCGGCACAGUCGUCAUCGUCGCCCGACUGGCCCGUCUCUCUCUCCCUCUCCCCAUCGCUCCGCGGCGCCCAGCCACUCGCCACCUUCCAGGGACAAAAGCUCCUCCUCUCCCAGAUAAAGCGCUCUCUCCCCACACGCCACGUCGUGGCUACCCUCGAAUGUGCCGGAAACCGUCGCGGCGAAUUCAGGCACCAGGACAAGGCGCAGGGCAUCCAGUGGGGCAGCGGCGUAAUCGCAAACGUCGUCUGGUCAGGCACCUCCAUCCGAGACGCCCUCCUCCACGCAGGCCUACCGGACCCCUACGCACACCACCCCGCCAAGUCCCUCGACAAUCUCGUGCCAUCCGAACACCACACCAUUCAGGACGCCGCCGAGUGGGCCAGGGGCCUGCACCUGCACAUGCACAGCACGCAGCAAUCCACCGAGUCCGACGAUCCCAACCGCCACGAAGUCUUUGCCGCUUCCAUCCCGCUGCCCACCGCCAUGCACCCCAACCAGGACUGCAUCCUCGCCUACGCCCACAACGGCCAGCCCCUCCUGCCCUCGCAUGGCUUCCCCCUCCGCGCCGUCAUCCCAGGACAUGCAGGCGCACGCUGGGUAAAGUGGCUCUCUGGCCUCACCAUCAGCCAACACGAAAACCAGAGCCCGCCCAUGCGCCUCGACUACAAGAUCCUCACCCCGCCGAAACCAGGCGGCGGCGACAGCGAAGAUGAGCAAAAGAAGCGCGAGUGGCUGGAAAGGGUGCAGCACGACGAGCAGUUCCGCAAGCAGGAGCUCCAAAGGCAGAAACCGCUACAGAGGCUCGGCGCCAGCUCAGCCAUUACCCAGCCGGCCGACGACCAAGACGUCGAGGCUCGCAAUGGGAGCAUCUCUGUCAAGGGAUAUGCAGUCGGUCAGGACGGUUCGCCCACCGCAUCCGUCCACGUAGCUCUCCUCCGCGAUCUGGACCCGUCGCUGGCCUCGCACCUCUUCGUCGAGCAGCUCCCACCGGACAUCGAAUGGCAUCAGGCGCAACUCAGCUUCGAGCCAGCCGCGACAGCAGCGCAAGAAUCGCGCAGGCGUCUCGAAGCUUGCGGCCACGUCAGCCCAGCCUCGGCAGACGACGUGGGCGAGGGUGAGGCGCGGCGACGACAUCGCGAGUGGAGCUGGGCAUGGUGUCUCUGGUCCAUCUAUCUGCCGCUCCCCCAAGGUGCAGCGGAGCACAAGUGGGCCAUCGUCGCAAAGUCUGUGACGGCAGCCGGCGUCGAGCAGGAGCGCGUUAGCGCGUGGAACCUCCGAGGCUUCUGCGAGCGGGGCUGGCCAGUCGUACGUGGCCUGCGCAUCAAGACGGUCUAG